Molecule: messenger RNA, 1758 nt
Organism: Stylonychia lemnae
Lineage: Eukaryota; Ciliophora; Spirotrichea; Sporadotrichida; Oxytrichidae
Source: the annotation of a GenBank genome assembly
AUGUCAGAUUACGGGGAUGAUCAAUUUGAAAAUGAGGAUCAUGAUUAAACCUUGAAUGAGAAGAAACACAAGAUGAAAAUCAGCAUUGACUUUUUGUCGGUUAAAGAUCUUAAGAAUCCUAUUAACAUCUAAAUAUAAUACUCAUUGAAACUUUUGCAGCAAAGCCAUACUUUCAAAUCUGCAAAGCCAACAGCAGCAGGAUAAAAUUAAGAAGUUAAAUUGCAACUCGCUUUUGCCUCUUAUGAAUUCUUUGCUAGCAAGACUGAACUUUUUAAUACACUCAAUAGUACACAACUUGUGGCUAAAAUUACCCACAAAGAUGGUAACACUAAUGAAGUUGAUUUUGGAGAAGUUGAAGUAUUUCUAAGAGAGUUGCUUUAAGCUCCUAUGAGAUAAACUCCUAACUCAGUUGUGAGAGUCAGUGAUUAGCAAUUGCCCAUCAAGGAUUUCAAUGGUUAAAUAAAGGGAGUCCUAAGAAGUGUUCUAUACUUAGAAGAUCUUGGUGAGAUUGUUGGUUAGAUUCCACAGAAGCAAUCAACUAUUGGAAAGAGAUAGUAGACAGGAAUACCACAAGAAAAUAAAAACCCAAAUCAGGAAGGUGGCCUAGCAGGCUAAAAUAAUGAUGUCUAAGCUGUUUACAACAUAGAACUUUGGAAAAGAGCGGAGGAAGCUAAGUUUAAAGCUUACUUAAAGUAAAAGGAAAUAGAAAGAAUUGAGGAGAUAACUUAUACUUGGAAAAAUAAAGAGGCAGAUAGAGAGAGACAAUUUGCUGAUUCACUGGCUAAAGUUACAAAUCUUGAAAAUAAACUCAGGCAAAAAGCUCUAGAUCUUCAAAGGAGGGAAGAGAAAAUAGUAUAGCUAGAAGAAGAAUUAAAACAUAAAAUACAAGAAGUUACUAGAUAAUUGACUUUGAAGGAAGAAGAAAUCAUGAAUGUAAAGAAGAGAUUUAAAGAGGAAAAAGUAUUGCUAGAACAAGAUAAGAAAAGACUGGUAAUACAGCUAGAGGAACAUAAAUCAAGACUAGAGCAAACAGAGGGAAAGUAUUACUAGUUUAAGAAAGAGAUUGAUGAAAGUCCACUCACAGUUUUGAGGCAGGAACUCGGUUAAAAGAAUUUAGAAAUCAUAGAAAAGGAAAGCUAAUUAAAGCAAGCAAAUGAAUAAAAAGAUGAAUUCAUGAGGAGAUAUGAAUAGGUGAAGAAGGAUAUGAUCAAUCUUAAAAAGACACUAGAUAAGGAAAAGUAGUAAACUCUGUAGAAACAGGGCGAGGAGCUCGAAAAUUUGAAAACAAUGAUGAGAAAUAAAUAAGCUCAGGAAGAUGAAAGAAGAGAAAUAACUCUACUCAGAAGUCAACUUAUGACUCUGCAAACUAGACUUUCAGAUCCUAAUAAUAAGGUACCUUAGCAACUAACUUAAGGUGUUCCUGAAACGAUUAAUGAUAGAGGCACUUACAAUCCAUUCUAUCAAAUGGGCACCUAAUUGAAGUCAUAACAAUAAACAGUUGGAUAGUAAUCUAAUAUCUUCCUAGACAACUAUGCUAGACAGUAAUAGUCUCCAAUGAAAGAUAUGCAUUCCAUGGGAAUGCUUGGUAGUGGAGCAGCUGGUGUACCCUCAAUAAAUGGUAUUUCAAUGCCCUCGGAAGUUGAAAGGCUAAUGCGAGAAAGAGAUGAUCUUCUUCGAAGUGGUUGCUACACCCCAAGUGAUCCUCUCAUAAUGGAACUAGAGAGAUAGAUUAGAGUCAAAUAGUUAGGAAUCCAAUGA